AUGAAGUCCUCAGAUUUUUCUCCCAUACUAUUAUCGGUAACAACGUUAUCAGUGAUGUUAGUAUCAUCGUUUACUCUAUUGGUGAUCUCACAAUUACCUUCUACGUUAACAUCAGCAAGAACUAGAUUUCUCGUGGGACAACUAUCAUCUGUUAUACUUGGAUUUGGUAUCUUGAUACUUGGCGGUGCUAUUCCAAUGUUUGCUUGUAUCCUUUCGAUUACGGCAGCCCUACCAAGGAUUAACAGAAGGCUCAGACCUACAAUUGGACCUUUCUUCCUUGCUAUCAUGCACGUUGUACAAAGAUUUAUCUUUGAGAAAGAAUUGAUCGAUCAAAAAAUCAGUCAAAUAAUAAGCGAAGGUAUAUUGAUGUUUACUGCAAUCCUGGCAGGAUUAUACUACAGGUUUCUAACAGCAACAGCACAUAAAAGGACCUUCGCUGGUACCAGAACGGUGAUCGAAUCUCGGAUAAAAUUAGAAUGUGAAAGAGAACAGCAGGAACAAUUAUUGCUAAGCGUUAUUCCGGCCUACAUAGCAGCUGAGGUAAAAUAACAAAUGAUUUUCUUACGAAUAUUCUCCAAAUAGCUAAAAGAAAAUGAAACCAUACACACCAAAAGGUUAAAACGAUUAUCUGUUGGAAUGGACAAUCAAUGCAUGAGAAUCAAGAUAUUAGGAGAUUGUUAUUACUGUGUCUCGGGAUUGCCAGUUUCCCGGCCUAAUCAUGCAUAUAAUUGCGUCAAUAUGGGCCUGCAAAUGAUAGACGCAAUUAGAUUUGUACGAGAAGCAACUGGAUUCAAUGUAGACAUGAGAAUAGGAAUUCACACUGGAAAUGUUCUUUGUGGUGUCCUUGGACUUCGCAAAUGGCAAUUCGAUGUUUGGAGUGACGACGUUACUCUUGCUAAUCAUAUGGAAAGUGGUGGUCUUCCUGGGAGGGUCCACAUAACAAAAGCCACCCUUCUUCAGCUUGGUGAUCGUUUCGAGGUCGAACCAGGGGAUGGUGGAUCGCGUGAGAAUUAUCUGGCCCAGCACAAAGUAGAAACUUUUCUUAUAAUCCCGCCUAAGAAAAACAACGAAGAAAACGGACUAGAAAAUGGUGGCAAUAGUAUACGAGGACCUGGACCUAUUCCCACGAGAUCCAGACCUAGCAGUAAAAUGACUAAAUACGUUGAAUGCUGGGGUGCCGAUAAACCUUUCGCAAAUAUCGCUGAAACAACUUUAGCAAAAAAUAUAGGAUUAACGAGCAUUGCUAUGAUCGAAUCUAAUCUUAUAGCAAACAAUACCAAUUUUUUCGAUAUCAAGCAAUGGUGCGGUGGUAGCGAGGAUAUAUUACCUUUCACCUAUUGGUUCAAAGACAAACAUCAAGAACUCCAAUACAGAGAACAAAAAGAUGAACAAUAUCCUUGGUAUCUUAUUGCAUCCAGCAUCUUCUACACAUCUAUGUUCUCUAUUCAAAUAGUUUACAUGCGAAGGAGUAUCACCGUUUAUGGAUGUUUCUCAGCUGGUUUGGUAUCUUUAUUAACAAUUGCUGGAAUUUCUUGGUUCGUCGGUAGAACAAGAUGCGAGAGUGAAUUAGAUGCUCAAGGACAAGUUCCAUUUUGUCGUGGAAUAAGAAUGACUGUUUAUUUUAUCACCGCAUCUUUAGCAACCGCUUCAUCUGUUAUCAGUUUAAUCGAUAUUGAUUAUAACUCUUAUCAAGAUGCACCGUUAUAUGUAUAUUCGGCAACAAUCGCAUUAGUCAUCAGUUGGACUCAUUUAAGAGUAGGCUUCCUGUUAAAACUCACAGUGAUGAUAAUCUCAAUCUCCCUAAUAUUACUAACUUUAUCUCAAGCGCCAAUUAUAGAGCUUUAUUAUGCAAAACACGAAAUCGAAUUUAAAGGCCUAAAUUACUUGCUGGAAAUAGGAUACUUAUUGUUAUUGGUGGCAUUAGUACUUCAUGUAUUAGACAGACAAGUUGAGUACACAUCGAGAACAGAUUUUCUUUGGAAAAGUAAACUCAAAGUCGAACAAGAUGACGUUGAAACUAUGAGAGGAAUCAAUAAGAUUCUUUUGGAGAAUAUAUUACCUGCACACGUGGCUGAUCAUUUUCUAGCUACUAGAACAACACAGGAACUCUAUCACGAAAGAUACAGCAGUAUAGCAGUAAUGUUUGCAUCUAUACCUAAUUAUAAAGAAUUUUACGACGAGACUGAUAUAAAUAAACAAGGUCUAGAAUGUCUAAGACUUUUAAAUGAAAUCAUUUGCGAUUUCGAUAUGCUUUUAUUGAAACCUAAAUAUUCUGGUAUUGAAAAGAUCAAAACUAUUGGAAGUACUUACAUGUUGGCAUCCGGAUUGAGUCCUGGGAAAGAAAAUACUGAAGCUAAGGAUCCGUUGCAACAACAAGAUCACAAUGUGAUAGUUCUUGUCGAAUUUGCCAUUGCACUGAUGACGAUUCUUGAUCAGAUUAAUAGAGAAUCUUUUCAGAGGUUUAAAUUGAGAAUAGGUCUCAAUCAUGGCCCCGUGAUAGCAGGUGUGGUAGGAGCGCAGAAACCUCAAUACGACAUUUGGGGAAAUACGGUAAACGUGGCGUCAAGAAUGGAUAGUUGCGGAGAGAUGGGAAAACUUCAAGUUACCGAGGACACAGCUAAGAUAUUAAUUGCAGCAGGAUAUGAAUUAGUUUGUCGUGGGCCUACCUUUGUUAAAGGCAAAGGAACAUUGACAACAUAUUUCGUCAAAACACCGUUCGAUAAUAAAGAAGAUAAUUACUGAGUACCUGAUUUCUAUAAUUUCAAUUAUGUGACAUCAACGAGAGAAGUGAAAUAAAAUAAAAGAAAGAAAUUUAAGAAUCUCGUUGAUUACUAUUUAAAUUGAAGAACAAAAAAUAAUUCUAUACAUUUUAUUCUCUAACUG
Polistes canadensis is the source of this 2883-nucleotide messenger RNA. It is a transcript of the gene Adcy2, whose product is annotated as adenylate cyclase type 2. The transcript is spliced from 17 exons. Gene Ontology annotation, biological process: intracellular signal transduction; adenylate cyclase-inhibiting G protein-coupled receptor signaling pathway; cAMP biosynthetic process. The record is from RefSeq and is a predicted model, not a curated record. NCBI's taxonomy places the organism in Eukaryota, Metazoa, Arthropoda, Insecta, Hymenoptera, Vespidae. Gene Ontology annotation, molecular function: adenylate cyclase activity.